AUGCCCAUUACCGACUCCCUUGCGCCGUCCUGCACCCCGGCUGAGCGGGCAGUCGUCAAAUCCUACGGCAGUUGGACCAACUUUAUGUUGUCUUUCGGCCUGAAGCCUUGGAACGAUGAAGAUCUUGUGGAGGCAAAGAGGAUCCUGGCUGCUCUUGCCAGUGACGGCAACUGA
This is a messenger RNA of Penicillium cinerascens, 174 nucleotides long. RefSeq lists its product as uncharacterized. Lineage: Eukaryota; Fungi; Ascomycota; Eurotiomycetes; Eurotiales; Aspergillaceae. Bases 1 to 174 code for a protein of 57 amino acids. The transcript is spliced from 2 exons. The record is from RefSeq and is a predicted model, not a curated record.